This is a messenger RNA of Paraphaeosphaeria sporulosa, 3620 nucleotides long. RefSeq lists its product as uncharacterized. The transcript is spliced from 3 exons. Gene Ontology annotation, biological process: endosomal vesicle fusion; vesicle-mediated transport; autophagy. Lineage: Eukaryota; Fungi; Ascomycota; Dothideomycetes; Pleosporales; Didymosphaeriaceae. The record is from RefSeq and is a predicted model, not a curated record. Gene Ontology annotation, cellular component: fungal-type vacuole membrane; cytoplasm. The coding region runs from base 70 to 3588 and encodes 1172 amino acids.
CACCCGCGCCCGCCAUGAGCUCCGUGUCGUGCGCAUAGAGAGCCAUGGCGCCCGCAGCUCGCAUCAACCAUGGCAGAAGCACCUCGCCCGCAAUUGAGCGCGCGCCCGCCCCCGCACCAUGGCGCCUACAUGCUGCGCAAGCUCGUCUCCGGCCUGCCGCUAUCCGCUGACGGCCAGCAGACCGACGUGCGCAUAACCUGUGUCGAAGUAUGGGACAACAACCUCUACGUGGGCACCUCGGCCGCAGAAGUCCUCCACUUCGUGCUCCUCCCCGCCGAAUCCAACGACCCUACCGAAGAGCCCACGGCCAUAAUAGCGUCCAGGCUCGAGCCCUCGUUCAACCAACCAAGCGAUGCCGGUGUCCAGCAGAUCCUGUUGCUCCCUGCAGUCAACAAGGCAUGCAUUCGGUGCAACAACUACCUGAGCUUCUACACGCUGCCCGAACUGAGCCCCGACUCCAACGCGAAGCCUUUCUCGUCGUCAUGGAUUGGCGGCUUGGAUCUGAACGCAGAACAAGGCCACGAUGGCGCCGUGGUCAUGGUGGGGCAGAAGAGCAAGACGCGACUGGUCAGGAUCUCAGAGGACGGCGCUCCUCGCGCCCUGAAGACGAUAGAGUACGGAGGCUGUGUCACAUCGGUCCGCCGUGAUGCAUUUUCCUGCGCUGCCGAUGCUCACUCGUACGCGCUGCUUGACGUGGAGAAUGCACAAAAAAUCGGCCUGUUCCCCAUAUCUUCGCUGGAUCCAGAUGCUGGCGACGUAGGAGGUGCUGCCGAAGACAUCACCGCCACGCUACACCCGCCGUCCAGGAGUGUUUCUUCCGCAGGUGCACAUCCGCGUGGGCUACAGGAUGAACCCCGAGGACACUCGAGAAGCUCGAGCUUGGGCUUAUUCGGUACAGCUGGCCCAGGAUCGCGCGCCGCCAGCCCACGCGCCCCUGCCCAGCGAUAUGGUUUCGACGUGCCAGAAUCGCUGUCUCGAAAUAUGUCGCCCGCACCUGCCCCAUCUCCAGGCCGUUCUCCGACUAGACGUCUUCCUGACAGGACGUCAAGUCUGCCCAGAUCUGGCGCCACCUCGCCUGAUAAACCUUUACCACCCCCUCCAGCUACCGAAGAAGUUGCGCAAGCAGAGGAACAGCCGGAAGCCCUUCCUGCUUUCGUCCCGUUGAAACCGCUCGUCGCAUCGCCAACACCGAACGAGUUUCUGCUGACUGUAGGCACCACGCCAUCUGACCCAGGAGUCGGCAUGUUUGUAAAUCUGGAUGGAGACAUGUCGCGCGGCAGCAUAACGUUUGCCAGUUAUCCCGAUGCUAUUGUUGUAGAUGGCGCAGGAAUCGACAUGUCCAUGUCUAUGGAAGUCGACAUGGAUGCAGAAGAAGGCUAUGUCCUAGCAGUGGUGCACAGCGAAGUAGAUGGUGCGUUCACGUAUGGCGUCGAGAUCCAACGAUGGGAUCUAGAUGCUGCCGAAGCAGAAGCCUCCAAGGAAUGGCUAGACCUACGUGCGCUCGGAAGUUUUGAGUCGGAAGACCAAGUAGCGGUACCUCUAGGACUGCGUACAGUCGUGCAGCCGGUGGAUCUGACACUUUCUGAGAUUGGCGCAAAGCUUAUGGUCAAGCGGCUGCAGUCAUCGGAUCCAACCACAGCGAAAGCUACACAAGAAAAAGCCGAUCUCGAAUUCACGGAGCGACUGUCCAAGCUGCAAACCAACAUUGUGCUCUGGGCCGGAGACCAGAUAUGGUGGGCUCUAAGAAGCCCUCUGGUCAUCAGGCUAGACUCAAGAUUAGAAGAGGCACAGUUCGCCUCCUCUGGGGACACUGGCCGCAUACAACCCAACAGACGCUUACUCGAAACCAUAUUAGGGGACAUACGAGGGCAAGAACCGCGCAAUGAGUCAGAAUACUUGAGUCUCAUCUACAUUCGGCAGAAGGCGUCGGUGCUACUCUUCAUGGAAAUGAUACUACGAACUCGGGACAACAUCAUCGUGUUUGAGAAUGAGAAGCGUAUUACAGAGCAGGCACUGAUAGAAGGAGAGAUCGAUCCCCGAAUCGUUCUCUCGGUACUGCCGAUACUGAACGAAGAAGUUGUGCAAGGGCCGGACGGUAUACAGAUAUCUGGCGGCAUUACGACUUUGAUCGAGCAGUUCCUCGAACAGAACAAGCUUUCUGCCAUGCCAGCCGACGUGAAGGGCCCUUUCGGCGACAACCUUCUCCAGGUUGUUAAAAAGUACUUAUCUUUCUGGAAGAAACAGAAAGGUAUGGCAAGCGUGACAAACGAUCCUUACGUGUUUCAAUCCGUCGACACUGCCCUGCUGAGGAUCCUCUUACUGCAAGACCAGGGUAACCCAAAGGGACCGGCCACAGCUGGUUCGGUUCGAUCUGAACUCAACGAGUUCGUGGACAAAGACGUCGAAUGUUUAGACCGAGCUAUAGUCUUGCUCGAGCAAUUUAAGCGUCUGUACUUGUUGAGUCGACUUUACCAAGGAAACAGCAAGCCACCAGAAAAGGCAGCCAAGGUGCUCAGCACUUGGCGACGCAUUAUCGAGGGGGAGGUUGAUGAAGGCGGGGAGUUUAUCGAUGGUGAGAACGAGGUACGCAAGUACUUGACAAGAAUACGCGACCAGUCCAUGGUAGAGGAGUAUGGUUCGUGGUUAGCCAACCGUAACCCAAGGCUCGGUGUACAGGUAUUCGCAGAUGAUCGGAGCAGAGUCAGAUUCGACCCUACGCGAGCCGUGGCCGUGCUCCGUGAGAAGGCUCCGGGUGCUGUCAAAGAGUACCUGGAGUAUCUGGUGUUCGAACUGAAGCAUACGCAAUAUGUGAAUGAACUUAUUGCGUUCUAUCUCGACACUGUGCUCACCGAGCUCGAAGGAGUUCCUUCGUCGCGGGACACAUUGCUGCAAACCUACGAGACAUACCGUAUCUUACUCUCACCUAAGCCUACAUAUCGGCAAUUCAUUACCGACAAUGCGAUCGAUGCGGAAUGGUGGCGUGCGCGUCUGCGCCUCCUCCAACUGCUGGGCUCCAAUCAGCCAGCCCCAUCUUCAUACGACGUGGCAUCUGUCCUUGCCCGUCUACAGCCCUAUGAACAGGAACUCGUUCCAGAGAUGAUCAUCCUGAAUGGCCGCCAAGGUCGACACCCGGUAGCGCUACGCCUACUCACGCAUGGGCUCGGCGAUUUCGACACCGCGGUAUCAUACUGCCUAUACGGCGGCUCUUCUAUAUUCCGCCCUUCAGGCUCAGGCUACGUGCCCCAGUCCGAGCUCCCUACGAAAUCCGAGCAGUCCCGCCUGUUCAACUACCUACUGCAGGAAUUUCUCCGUCUCGAUGAUCUAUCGCAACGUAUUGAGCAAACUGGCAUUCUGCUAGAGCGGUUCGGCGGCUGGUUUGAUAUCGGGGAUGUUCUGUCUAUCGUACCAGAUGAGUGGAGUGUGGAUGUCUUUUCGGGCUUUUUAAUACAGGCAUUGAGGAGGCUGGUGAGAGAGAAAGCGGAAAGCGGGAUCGUGAAGGCUUUGAGUGAUGCACAGAAUAGUCAGAUGAGCGCAGAAUUGGUGGAGAAGAGGGAGGACUUGGGACCCACUUUUGAGAGGGUCAGUUGAUAGCCUUGUAGAUAUGAAUGACCUGAAUGACC